Molecule: messenger RNA, 2262 nt
Organism: Naegleria fowleri
Lineage: Eukaryota; Heterolobosea; Eutetramitea; Acrasida; Naegleriidae
Exons: 3
Coding region: 1-2262 (753 amino acids)
Source: RefSeq, a predicted model, not a curated record
AUGCGACAAGUCGCUGUUGGACAAGAGAGAUUUGCAUUUACUCCUUGUCGCUACGGCCAAAGCUGCUGUCAUGACAAGACAAGUGGUCUCAUUAGCGCCAUCAUCCUUGUAGUAACGAGUUCCGUGAUGUUGAACCUUUUUCAAUUCUUCACGGAGGCCAGUCCGACUCAAUUUGUGGAUUUGACAAGUGACAGCGGAUUUGGCAGUUCGUAUCAAAAUUUGGUUUUAAAUCAAGAUGGUACCAUCAUGUCCACCAAUGCUGCUUCCUCGAUCGUAUUGAAUCAAACAAGUCUCCUCUCCUAUGAUCGUUAUAUUUUAAAUAUGACAAAUUUAAAUAAUACUUUUUUGUACACUUAUGGAAGCGAAGUCGGAUUUCUUUAUUAUGGAAUUGUCUAUCAAAUCAUUUGUUUGUGUUUUGAAUUUGUGAUGAUUGUAUUGGCUGCUUCUCCAUUGAUUGCGAAAAGAGGAAGAACUUGGCAAAAGAAAGUAUUGCUUGCAUUUUGCAUGAUUGCUGCAAUUAUGGAAUUUGUGGCACAACCUUUUGAUUUGUUGAAGAUUUUUCAUCCACUACAAGAUCGAUCCAUUUCGAAUGCAGCCACUCUGUUUCUUCCUCACUUCUUUGCCAGAAUGCAAUUCCAAGCUAUUUAUGCACUCUUCGUCUAUCUCUUCUUUAAAAUUAUCAAAAUCAUUCUCACCAUUGCUGAACGAAUGAAUACUAAAAGAAAACGUGAAGAAAUUAAAGAAAUGUACAAGAAGGCAAUUUUAGGUCUUGGUCCCACCAAUACAGAAUCAGCAACAGUUGAUAAACAUCCAUCGAAUAACAAUAACAACAAUAACAACAACGGAAUAGAUUCAUCAUCUCCUCGAUCCGAAACAUCUGGAUUUCUAAAUUUGGGAAAUGUCAACAAUGUCACUACUGCCAUGACCACUCACAACGUGCAUCAUCAACAUUCCUCCAGUUUGAAUAUUCCAAACGUUGUUGGAGGACUGUCUCCUCAACUUUCAGGAACUCCAAACUUGGCAUCGCCACCUCUUGUUGGAAGUGUGAACUCAUCUCCUCAUUUAGAAAAUACUGCCAAUAAUCACAACACAUCCAUGGAUGAUGAAUUAUGGUACAUGAAAAAUCAAAGUGUUUCACCCAAUGGUUUAAUGCCUUCUUCGAAUAAUAUGGGAGGAGGAAAUGGAACUACAACUGGAUUAUUACAACCCAAUGCAAAUCCUUCUUCUUCUUCUCCAAAUAUGUCCAACAACCAUACGACCCUUUCUGGAACUUCACCAAUUCCUUCUUCUUCGAGUUUGAAUCCUGCCAAUUUUGCAAAAAAAAAUUCCUUAGAUAUUACGUAUUCACACAAUAUUGAUCAUGCACUUAAAACAAUUUCAAAAAAUUCGACCACUCUUUCAUUGAAACAAGCUGAAAAUAGAAGAGGAAGUUCUUCAUCAAAUAUUUCAGAUACUUCCAUGACGGGUCUAUUAGUAGCAAAUAAGAAAGUCAUUGAAAUCUCUUCACGAGACAGAGCGACCAGUAAUGUUUCAGGAGAAUCAAAAUUGAGUGAAUUAGAUAAGGCAUUAUCAUUGGCAGUUCCAACUUCUUCCUUUUAUGAAAAAUAUCCAAGUUCUCCAAGUGUGAAAUUUCUCAAAAUUCUGAAACUGUUCAUGAUGAUUGUAUUCAUUCUUCAUGUUGUAUUGAGUGUGAUGGAUAUUAUUUGCAUGCUUGCUUUUUACUUGUGGGAAUUUUUUGGUUCAAAUGUGAUGAGUGGAUUUUUCCCUUCACUGGAUGUGUAUCCAACGGUGGCAUUUUCCAUUUCAUUGGCAUUUUCGGUUUCAAUGGUGACAUUUGCAGGUGUGAAUUUUGUGCUAAUUCUCGUAUUUACCUAUGUCUUGUAUUUUCAUCCAGAUCAUGACGAUGCUAUUAAGAGUGCCAUUUUAGGACAUCCCAUGCCUUCGAGUCAAAAUAUUGGACCUAUGAAAGUAGCUUUGGAAACGAUUGAGGAAAAUAAGAAUCGAUCCUUGAUUUGUACGGCUGUCUUGUUGUGUCACGUUUUUGUGGCAGCCUAUGUGGCUAUUUAUCCUCUCUUUUAUUAUAGCAUGUUGAUGCAGGGAAUGAGUUUCUUGUACCAAAUUAUUUUCUAUUUUGGAAGAAGAAUUGGAACCAUGUGUGCCAUCUUGUCGAUUUAUUUGUUGUAUGUGCCAUUCUUUAAAAUGUAUCAUGGCAUUACAAAAAUUCAAACGACCAAGAAUAAGAAAAUUGCUCUGUUCAGAUAA